AUGCUGAUGUUGAUGGCUCAGGUCGACAUGGUUGCCGAGCUCCGGGGGGAUGGGCCCGGAGAGACUGCCGGCGGAGAGGCUGAGGUUGACGAGGUUUGCCAGUCUGCCGAGCUCCGGGGGGAUGGGCCCGGAGAGGUAGUCGGCAAAGAAGCUGAGAUUGACGAGGUUCGUCAAUCUGCCGAGCUCCGGGGGGAUGGGCCCGGAGAGGUAGUUGGGCAAGAAGCUGAGGCUGCCCCCCCCCUCCGGGCUCCUGGUACAAUCGCCGGCCCCGUCCAGCCGGGGGGGCGCCCCGGCGUGCCGGGGCCCCCAGGCGUGCCGGGACCCCCAGGCGUGCCCGGUUCCUACACUGGCGUGCCCUCGUCCACAACGACGCUCAACGUCUAUUUUGUCGUCAUUAUUAUCAAUACGGGCCAGCCCCCCUGCAGAGAAUUGACUGUGUCUGAAACGCGCAUCACCAACACGAGCAUCCUGGUCGGCAACACUACCCAGUGCAACACGACGGAGAUAAGCACCGUCACCAACACGACGACGUGCGGCAGACCCGGGAUGGCGGACGUGCGGGUCAACACCACGACCACCACCAAUACUUUGUGCCUGCCGGUUGUCACCCCGCCCCCACCCGUGAACGUCACCGGGACCCCAACCCCCACGCCUACGAACAUGACCAACGUCACCGGGACCCCAACCCCCGCGCCCACGAACAACGGGACCGCUCCCCCAACCCCCUUCCCAACCCCACCCAACAUCACCGCUGCCCCCCCCCAUUCCCCCCUCUUCCAAACCCAGGAAACAAUGGCACCCUAA
Klebsormidium nitens is the source of this 804-nucleotide messenger RNA. Lineage: Eukaryota; Viridiplantae; Streptophyta; Klebsormidiophyceae; Klebsormidiales; Klebsormidiaceae. The record is from the annotation of a GenBank genome assembly.